Ylistrum balloti is the source of this 1884-nucleotide messenger RNA. Its product is annotated as E3 ubiquitin-protein ligase TRIM71-like. The transcript has 2 exons. Gene Ontology annotation, biological process: positive regulation of DNA-templated transcription. Gene Ontology annotation, molecular function: ubiquitin-protein transferase activity; protein binding; zinc ion binding. The record is from RefSeq and is a predicted model, not a curated record. Bases 1 to 1884 code for a protein of 627 amino acids. Gene Ontology annotation, cellular component: nucleoplasm; chromatin. NCBI's taxonomy places the organism in Eukaryota, Metazoa, Mollusca, Bivalvia, Pectinida, Pectinidae.
AUGGCGGCCGCAUCUGACAACAUUGACAUCUCGCGGGAAAUCUCGCUGUGUAGUCUGUGCAACGAGACUUUCAAAUUACCAAAAGUGCUGACGUGUUUGCACAGUUUUUGCUCGAUCUGUCUUGAAGAUUACAUUGUAAAGUCCCUAGUUCAAAAUGGUCAGCGAUAUUUCCCGUGCCCCACGUGCGAGGCUGAAAUUGACAUGCCAUCGGACGCUUUACCAGGAAAAUAUGCUAAUGCAUUUAAUGAAGACAGAUUUAUGGAGAAGCUGGUAGAACUUAUCGAUGCCAUGAAGGAGGGAAAAGUAUGCGACAAUUGUGAAAGGAGGGAGGAAAAUGUAACAGCCGGAAACUGGUGUAUGGAUUGUCAUGACGCUCUGUGCGUUUCUUGCUUAAAAGUGCAUACACACGGAAAGUUCACUUCCGGUCACGUGGUUAUUGCUGUUGAAGAGAUGCGUAAAAUGCCUUUAGAGACGAUAAUGAAGAAAAACAAUAAGAUUCCGUGUAUCAAACACAAUGAGAUAAUUACUUUAUAUUGUGUAGACUGUCGGGACCCUCUCUGUGUCCAAUGUAUGGCCGUGUCACAUCGGCGGUGUGAAAAUGUUGUCACGGUCACGGACGCCAUGUCGUCAAGCACAGAUGUGCAAGAUGUCAUCGACAAACUGCAAAACAUGCAGGCCUCACUGGAGAACGCAAACGGUCUUGGAGCCAUGGAGGGUGUGCUUGAAGAAAGCAUUGAAGCUUCGCGGAGUAGAAUCAUGGCAAUUUGUAACGAAAUAUGUGAAAAGGUCAGAAAAGAACAGGUGAAGUUGUUAAAGGCGUUGGAUAGUAAAGCGGAACAGGCCCGUGGCGCUCUCCGAGAAAAAAUCGAGCCCAAGAAAAUGGGUGUUAAAGCCAUCCGAUCUGCAAAUGAAAGGAUGAAAAUGCUGACACGGUACGGAAGUGACGUAGAAGUUCUGUUAGCUUACAAUCAAAUCCGGAAACAGUUCGAUUCCAGUCAGGGAGACUUGGAAAGUCUUGACUCGAAGCAAUCUGCUGUUAAAUUAGACUUCGAAGUCAAUGACACAAUGGAUAGAUUUGUGAAAGAAUUUGAAAAGGUAGGGGAGAUAACUGUAGAUGAAGGCGAUAGCAGUGAGGGUCUGUCGUCAUGGGGAGUCACGUGCACAUCUACAGAGGACAUCAUCGUGACUGACUGUAAAAACAGGAGGAUUCAGAAAUUCAGCAAGUUCGGUGAUCUGGUCGACUACGUGCAAUUGGAGGAUGAACCACGUGACAUAACCACGUGCGGACAGAACGACUAUGUUGCAAUCACGAUGGUGGGGAAGUUGAUUAUCUACCUGACAACGAAAAAGACCAUGCAGCUUAUAAAGAGAGCGAAAACAGAGAAACAAUAUGAUGGCAUAUCCUACUCCGAUAAAGAGGCUUUACUUCUCGUGACGUCACUGAGGGAACAAUGUGUAGAUAAAAUACAAAUGGAUGGAACUAUUCUGCGGACAUUCCAGAAUAAACCGGAUGGAGUGCUGUCGUUCGUGGAACCUCGGUACAUUUCGUCAGCUCCCGAUAAAUCUAUCGUAGUUUCUGAUGUUGACGGAAAUGAAGUGUUGUGUUUUACACAUGACGGUAAGCCAUUGUACAAGUACACACCGAACGGCUCAAAUACUGUCAAAAGACCACAAGGGGUCUGCUUCGAUAAGCUUGGAAACUUAUUCAUAGCUGAUUACGGAAACAACCGAGUCCAACUCCUGACCAAUGAGGGUGAGUUUCAGCGUCACGUGCUUGGAGAGGAGACUGGAUUGGAGCGUCCCGUGGCAUUACGUCUCAGCAACAGCAGUAGAAUGAUCAUCGUCCAGGGAGACGGCAUGGUCAAGGUGUUCAGCUACUCCUAA